AUGGAGGGUGAAGGAGUACCUCCUGGCAACUAUGGAAACCAUGGCUAUGCUAAUAGUGGGAAUAGUGCCUGUGAAGAAGAAAAUGAGAGACUCACGGAAAGUCUGAGAAACAAAGUAACUGCUAUAAAAUCUCUUUCCAUUGAAAUAGGCCACGAAGUUAAACAUCAAAAUAAAUUAUUAGCUGAAAUGGAUUCACAGUUUGAUUCUACAACUGGAUUUCUAGGUAAAACCAUGGGAAAACUGAAGAUUUUAUCCAGAGGGAGCCAAACAAAGCUGCUGUGCUAUAUGAUGCUGUUUUCAUUGUUUGUCUUUUUUUGUCAUUUAUUGGAUUAUUUAACUGAGGUAAUGCAAGAAACUGUGAGUUUGGAAUUUGUUCCAACUUAACGGCUUGGAGUACCACUUCAGUAAAAAAUCAGCAUCAAAACAUUCCUAAAUUUCAAAUAAUACUAUGGCUUUUUCCAUUAAAGAUUACUGAAUUUUACUUGUUUUAUAAGUCACAUUAGAUAAUACAGUGCU
Molecule: messenger RNA, 516 nt
Organism: Physeter macrocephalus (sperm whale)
Lineage: Eukaryota; Metazoa; Chordata; Mammalia; Artiodactyla; Physeteridae
Product: BET1 homolog
Exons: 2
Coding region: 1-384 (127 amino acids)
Biological process (GO): vesicle fusion with Golgi apparatus; endoplasmic reticulum to Golgi vesicle-mediated transport
Cellular component (GO): SNARE complex
Molecular function (GO): SNAP receptor activity
Source: RefSeq, a predicted model, not a curated record